Molecule: messenger RNA, 219 nt
Organism: Dibothriocephalus latus
Lineage: Eukaryota; Metazoa; Platyhelminthes; Cestoda; Diphyllobothriidea; Diphyllobothriidae
Source: the annotation of a GenBank genome assembly
AUGUCUGCGGCCGGGCUUCUGGGCGCCAAAAGAAGCUCCAGUGUGCUCAGUGUUGGAAGGAGGAAAUCCUCCGAUCCAGCCAACACUGACCUCCUGCGGGUUGUGGACGAUGCCCACCAACCGGGCCAGUCGGUGAUCCUGUGUGCUUUCACGACCCUGCCCACGGUCGCGGUGUGUGUCGAUAGUGGCGGCUCGGGAUACCAACUUUCCUUUAGGUAA